CACUCUUCUCAAACAGUCGUUCUCACACCCAAUUACUUCCGUUAUCUUAACCUGUUUGCUACCCUAACCAUGCCAAUUACAGUCUCACCAAGGCUUCAGGCCCACAUCGACAGCAUUGUCGCGGGCUUUGAGGUGACCCCCGAGUUUCUCACCAAGGCAACCAACCACUUCAUGGCCGAAAUGGACCGUGGGCUCGCGACCACCGGGCCAUCCAGGUGUAUGCCAAUGAUUCCAACGUACGUGACUUCCAUUCCAAAGGGCACGGAGCACGGGGUCUACCUCGCGGCGGAUCUUGGCGGCACCAACUUCCGUGUGUGCUCUGUAGACCUCUGCGGCGACGGCAAGUUCAAGUUGGAACAGAUGAAGGCAGCCGUUCCACACGAUUAUAUGAAGAACCAGAAGGCCGAGCCGUUGUUUGGCUUCCUCGCAGGCAAGGUGGCGGCGUUUUUGGAGACGCACCACGGAGAGAAGUUCAGUUCGGGGAGCAUCGUGAGUGACGCACCUGUAACGCCUCCGGCAUCCGCGAUGAAGCUCAAGCUCGGGUUUACCUUCUCCUUCCCCGUUGACCAAUCGGCCUUGAACCGUGGGAAGCUCUCGCGCUGGACCAAGGGCUUCGACAUUGACGAGGUUGUCGGUCAGGACGUGGUUUUGCUCUUCCAGCAAGCCUUAGACGCGCGCAACAUUCCAGUUGAGGUUGUUGCGCUUGCAAACGACACUGUCGGUACGCUCCUCUCGCGCGCGUACACCGCGGGCGAGUCGCGUAAGGGUGAUGUUGCGAUCGGGUGCAUCUUCGGCACCGGGACCAACGGGGCGUACGUGGAAAGGCUCGACAAGAUUACCAAGCUCGACGCGGCGACGCGUGCGGAGUUGGAGGCGCGUGGCGUGCACCACAUGGUGAUUAACACCGAAUGGGGCUCCUUCGACAACGAGCUUCAGGUGUUGCCCAACACCAAGUACGACGCGUCAAUCGAUGCGGAGACGGCCAAUCCCGGCUACCACUUGUUUGAGAAGCGGAUUUCCGGCAUGUUCCUUGGUGAGAUUCUCCGUGUGGUGCUUGUGGACUUGUACGAGGAGGGUUACAUUCUUCAACAAUACAAGAAGGAGAACCGCUUGCCGCACCGCUUGACAACCCCGUGGGAGCUUGACUCUGAAGUUUUGUCGCGCAUCGAGAUUGACGAUUCCCUGAAGCUCAAGGAAACAUCUUUGAAUCUUCACCAGGCGUUGCGCUUGCCUACCACGCCGGAGGAACGUGCGGUGAUCCAGCAGUUGACGCGCGCAAUCUCCAAGCGCGGUGCGUAUUUGUCCGCCGUACCAUUGGCCGGGAUCUUGCUCAAGACCGGGCACGGCGAUACGGGUGUCGAAGUGGGGGCUGAUGGGAGCGUUGUGGAGUUCUACCCCGGGUUCAGGGAGAUGAUUCAAGAGGCGUUGAAGAUGACGCCGUUGAGGGAGAAGGCUGCAAACGUGCACAUAAUGAUUGCCAAGGACGGGAGUGGGGUGGGGUCUGCGUUGUGUGCGAGCACUACUGAUUAAACGGUCUGUGCGAAUUU
Messenger RNA from Babjeviella inositovora NRRL Y-12698, 1547 nucleotides. RefSeq lists its product as uncharacterized. NCBI's taxonomy places the organism in Eukaryota, Fungi, Ascomycota, Pichiomycetes, Serinales. The coding region runs from base 70 to 1530 and encodes 486 amino acids. Gene Ontology annotation, biological process: glycolytic process; glucose 6-phosphate metabolic process; intracellular glucose homeostasis. The record is from RefSeq and is a predicted model, not a curated record. Gene Ontology annotation, molecular function: ATP binding; fructokinase activity; D-glucose binding. Gene Ontology annotation, cellular component: cytosol; mitochondrion. The transcript has a single exon.